GCCAGUUGAAGCGCAAGUCCAGCGCGAAACUGCACCAUUGCCCAGCGAGACACCCCUGCACUAGCAUCUGUCUGCACUUGGUGUAAGAGUAUCAGAAAUAAAGUAUACACUGAAGCAUUACAGAGUGUUUGCUAAAUCAAGAACACAGUCUUAUUUCCCUCGUGUAUGAUACUUGAGUCGCUUACCUAAUAAUGUAUUGGAAAUCUGCAGAGGGCGGUUUAGUGACUUGUCUACUGGCUUAUAGUUUCCUGGUGUCCGUAUGCAAUGGAGCUUGUGUUGACAGAGAACCCAAACUAUCAAGUUUAGGUGAAAAACCUGAUGGAUGCAUGGAUGGGGACAUCAAAAGAGAUUUAGACUCAACAUGGUUAAAAGAAGGAUGCAUGGAAUGUACUUGUGACUCAAAUGGCCUGAUCAACUGCUGCAGCAGGACACUGGAGCCAAUCCUUGAGGACAAGGCAUGUGAAGCCAUUUUGAAUCAAACAACCUGCACAUACAGUAUCAAGAGAAAGGAUAACUCUCCUGAGCCCUGUAUAAGCUUGGGUUUUAUGUGAUACAAUGAUGUCACAGGUCAAAGAAAGAGGCAACUGAAAAGAGCUGCAAGUGGAUUUUUGUAUAGAAACAGUUGUGUGUGUAUAUGACACCACUGUGUUUAACAUUUGUAAUAUAAAUAUGUCUUUUCACUUUAUUAUAGUGGUUUGUUUAAUGUCUUAUGCACCUUUUACAAUAAAU
Molecule: messenger RNA, 729 nt
Organism: Hyla sarda
Lineage: Eukaryota; Metazoa; Chordata; Amphibia; Anura; Hylidae
Product: small serum protein 2-like
Exons: 5
Coding region: 192-551 (119 amino acids)
Source: RefSeq, a predicted model, not a curated record